Parasteatoda tepidariorum (common house spider) is the source of this 2438-nucleotide messenger RNA. RefSeq names its product ESF1 homolog. Gene Ontology annotation, cellular component: nucleus. The record is from RefSeq and is a predicted model, not a curated record. Gene Ontology annotation, molecular function: RNA binding. Gene Ontology annotation, biological process: rRNA processing. Lineage: Eukaryota; Metazoa; Arthropoda; Arachnida; Araneae; Theridiidae.
AUUAAUAUUUUAUUUAGUUUUUGUUGAUUCCUUCUAACAAUAUUAACUUUGAUUUUAACUUUAUUUAUUUAUUUAUAUUUACAAACGUGCAAAAUCCAGCUGUCUGAAUUUUACUUCUUGUUGGUGCAACUGUAUUGCUGAAUUUCAAUUUUCAAGCUCUUAAUAUUAUACAUAUAUAUAAGCAUCAAAUAAAUUCAAUAUGGAUGACGUAUUUAAAGAUGAAAGAUUUUCUCAUAUUCUUACUGAUCCAUCCUUUCGACGUAUUCCAAAAAAGGUACGAAAAAUUCAGAUUGACAACCGCUUUAAAACAUUGUUAAAAAAUAAACGAUUCACAGAAAAAUGCAGCAUUGAUGAACAUGGCUGUGCUCUAAAAUUAGAUGCAACAGAAAAUUUAAGAAGCCUUUAUAAUAUGGAUGAAGAGUCAUCUGAUAGUGAAGACAUGCCUGAUAAUGAAAAAAUUGAUAAAGCAAAGAAGCAUAAGAAAAAAGAAAAAAAUAAGAUGAAAGUAGGAAAACUUGUUGAAAAAAAUGAAAGUUUAGAUAAUAAUUUUAGGAAUAUUGAUAAUGAAACCAAUGAUCAAAAUAAAAUAUCUAAGAAGAAAAAAGUUAAAAAUCAAAAAACAAACAAAAAUUUAAUGAGUGAAAGUAAUAAAUUUUCUUUGGUUGAAUGUAAAUCUGAAAACGAACUAUCCACAAGUAAUGCUAUUAAAGAAUUCCAUGAAGAUAGUACUGUUAGUAAAAGUAAAUGCCCUAAUGUUAUCAGUAACAAAAGGCCACAAGAAAGUGUACAGGCUAAAUCUCGUGAAUUAGACUUUCAAUUCGAACAAGAAACUAGUUCAGAAGAGGAAUGUUCUGAAGAAGAAGAAAUCGAUAAGGAUAGUGUUAAACAAUAUGACUCUGAUAAUGCUGACUCUUCUGAAGAAGAUUCUGAUGAAGAUUCCGAAAGUGAUGAUUCUGAGAGUAAAGAAAGUGAUGUAUUUGAUCAUCAGUGGGAAGAACAACAUGAAAGAGCUCCAGAUACAGAUGAAAUAACUAGAAGGCUUGCUGUGUGUCAUAUGGAUUGGGACAGAAUUAGAGCAGUUGAUUUAUAUGCAGUGUUUAAUUCAUUCAAACCACCUGAUACAUCAAUUGUUUCUGUUAAAAUUUAUCCAUCUGAAUAUGGAUUACAAAGAAUAGAAGAAGAGAAAUUGAAUGGUCCUCGUGAAUUGGUUGAAAAAACUCUAGCCGAUGAUGAGGAAGAAGUUGAGGAUAAAAAAGGAAGCAAGUAUCACCGUGAAAAAUUGAGGCAAUAUCAAAUGAAUAGAUUGAAGUACUAUUAUGCCAUAGUUGAGUGUGAUACCCCUGAAACAGCUAAUAUUUUGUAUGAACAGUUGAAUGGUAUGGAGUAUGAAAGCAGCUCUGUGCGUUUUGACUUGCGAUUUGUACCUGAUGACCUAACAUUAGAUCAAGAGCCGACUAGCAUCGCAGAGAACCCUGAUUUAACUGAAUAUAAGCCAAAAUUAUUUGUUACCACUGCACUCCAACAAGUUAAAGUUGGGCUAACAUGGGAUGAAACAGAUCCUCAACGUAGAGAAAUCCUUCAAAAAGCAUUCACGGAGCCUGACAAUAUUGAAAAAGACAUUAAAGAAUAUUUAGCUUCAUCUUCUGAGGACAGCCAAGAAGAAAUUAGUGAUACCGAAGAGGAUAAUCGAAAACUAUCAACCAAGGAAAGAUUACAAAAAUACAAAUCAUUGCUUGAAUCUAUAAGUGAACAAGAAAAAGAAAAGAGUGGAGAAAAAUAUGAAAUGGAAAUUACUUGGGAACCUGGUAUGAAAGAAAAAACUGAAAGUUUGGUGAAAGAAAAGCUUGAAGAAGAAAAAUCUUACACUCCAUUUGAAGAGUUACAAAAGAAAAAGAAAGAAAAGCAAAAAUUAAAGAAAAAAGUUAAGAAAGCAAGAACUCAUGAGGAUGAGGAGUCAGAGGAUGAACUAUCCGACAUGAGCAAUUCUGAUGCCUCUACUGAAAUGAAAAUCAGCAACACCAAGAAGAAAAGCUCUAAAACAAACGACGAAUUGUAUCUAAUAUCAGAUUCUAAGAAAGUAGAUGUUGAAAAUGACCAAUCAACCAAGGGAAAGAAAAAGAAGAAAACCAAACAAGAAGCUAAGGAUAAUUUUAAGGUCAAUGUAAAUGAUCCUAGAUUUUCUGCAAUAUACACUUCACCAUUAUUCAACAUAGAUCCUUCUGAUCCUCAUUUCAAGAAAACUCCUGGAAAUUUGGCUAUAAUUGCAGAAAAGCAAAGAAGAUUAAAAAAUAAAAAGGGUUCAGCAGAAGAAAUAAAGAGUAAUAAGAAGUUAAAAUACAGUUGAUCUUUGUACAGAUACUUUCUAAAUUAUAGUGAAAUAUAUAAAUAAUUUUUUAUAUUGCUAACAUUAUUUUCAUAAAUAUAUUUGUGAAACUAAA